Molecule: messenger RNA, 1545 nt
Organism: Rangifer tarandus platyrhynchus (Svalbard reindeer)
Lineage: Eukaryota; Metazoa; Chordata; Mammalia; Artiodactyla; Cervidae
Source: the annotation of a GenBank genome assembly
AUGUACAGCCAGCGGUUUGGCAUCGUACAGAGAGAGGUUAAGGGGCCCACUCCCAAAGUGGUGAUCGUGAGAGCCAAGCCUCCCAAAGGCCAAGGAGCUGAGCAUCAUCUGGAAAGAAUCCAACAAAGUCAUCAGAAACAUCAUGCUAUUUUGGCCUCCAUUAAGUCAUUCGAGCGGGAUCGCUUGAAAACUGAGUGGGACCAGCACAAUGACCGAAAGUUUGUGGACAGUCUUGUGAAAGCAAGAGUCACAGAUGCCAUGCAAGGGUUUAUCAUCAACACUGAAGAAAGACGAAAUAAGUUACGUGAACUUUUAGCAUCAGAAGAAAAUGAGUAUUUUACUGAAAUGCAAUUGAAAGAAGAAACAAUUGAGGAGAAAAAAGAUAGAAUGAGAGAUAAAAUAAGACUAUUAAGAGAGAAGAAAGAAAAAGAGAGACAGGAUUUUGUGGCUGAAAAGCUAGACCAGCAAUUCAGGGAACGCUGCCAGGAGCUUCGCUCUGAGCUGUUUUGUAUCCAUCAGAAGACCGUGUGCGAGGAGCGGAAAGCUCAGAUAGCGUUUAACGAGGAGCUGAAAAGGCAGAGGGUGGUGGAAGAGCAUAUGUUCUCAAAACUCUGGGAGGAAGACCGCCUGGCCAAAGAGAGGCGAGAGGCUAAGGAGGAGAGGCGGCACAAGGAGCUCGUGGAGAACACGCGCCUGGGGCUAAAUGCCCAGGUCGCCAGCAUCCAGGCGCAAAGGCAGGCGGCGCAGCGGCUGAAGGAGGAAGAGGCGCGCCUUGUGGAAAAUGAAAAUGCACAGGUGAAACUUGAGAAUGAACAAGAUAAGCUAAAGAAACAGAAGACAAAACAGGAAACAAGGGCUGCUUUGCAAAAAGCCCUCCAAGAGAAGAUGGAGCGUAUGCAGCAGGAAUACAGAGAAGAGCAGGACUUGAACAUGAAGCUCAUGCAAAAUGCCCUUCAAAAUUUACAGGAUGAGACUGAUAAAAAGAAGCAAAAAAAAGAGGAUAUGAGAAGAGAACAGAAGAUCUAUUAUCAAUACUUGGCACAGCGGCGUGAGGAAGAAAAAGCUCGGGAGAAAGAAUUGGACAGAAUGUUAGAGAAAGAGAAGGAAAAGAAAUUUGCCGAGAAGGACACGGAGCUGAGACUUGAAAAGGAGGCGAGGAAACAGCUUCUGAGCGAGGUCAUGUGCACAAGAAAACUUCAAGUUCAAGAGCAGUUGCAACGGAAAGCAAAAGAACAGGAAGAACGUACUAUGGAACAGGAACGCAUAAAUGAAGGUCUUAAAGAGCUUAACUGUGAAGAGAGGGAGAAUUUUACAAGACGCUGCAGUUUAGCCCAGGAGUACAGGAAGCAACUUCAGAUGCAGAUAUGCUCCCAGCAGCAGGCUCGGGAAGCAGAAAGGGAAGAGGAGCGCCGAGAGUUUGAAGCGGGGAUAGCAGCAGAAAAGAACUUCCAGGACAAGAUCCAGGAGAUCCUGUCCACCCACCCAAUGGUGCCCCGAAACAUCCAUCCCAUGCGAAGGGCAUGUCCUACUAAGCUUCUGCCAUAG